UGGCCACAUCCAAGGUUACCUAACGCAAAUACUCGGACAUUAGCCAUGCCAGCCUUUCGUGUUGACGUGCACCAUCAUUUCGUCCCGCCCUUCUACGCACAAGCGCUCGUAGAUGGUGGCGGUGAUCCAUCAGGCUGGAGCAUACCAGCAUGGACACUCGACAAGGAUAUUCAAAUGAACAAGGAAGAGAAGAUAGGGUUCACCUUCUUGUCCAUCACGGCUCCAGGAGCAGGUAUUCUGCCCCGCGGAGAGAAGCAAGCAAGUUUCUGCCGCCAGGCCAACGAGUACUCGGCCAAAAUACGGUCCAACUACCCAGAGGAGUUCGGCUUCUUCGCCAGCAUCCCUUCGUUGCAGGACCCCGAUGCCGCACACGCGGAGAUCGCCUAUGCACUGGACGUCCUCAAAGCUGACGGUGUCACCCUGUAUACUCGGUACGGGACCGACAACCAUUACCUCGGCCACCCGGACUUCAAAACAACGUGGGACCUGCUCGACUCCCGCGGUGCAGUGGUCUUUGUGCACCCCACUCAUCCCGUUGACACCGCCAUCAUCAACCCGUCCCUCCCCCAGCCCAUGAUCGACUACCCGCACGAGACAACUCGUACGGCAGUCGAUCUGAUAACCUCGGGUACUGUGCGUUCUCAUCCCAAUGUCAGGAUAAUCCUCUCGCACGCGGGUGGUACGCUCCCAUACCUCGCCAACCGCCCUGCAGCCAUGCUGCCAUACGUAAUCUCAUCAACAGCACCUGACGCAAAGCUUACUGAGCACUUCAUGGAGGACGCAAAGAGCUUCUAUUUCGACACUGCGCUGUCGUCGGCGCCUCUGACACUGAGCUUGUUGAAGGAGUUCGCCAGACCUGGCCAUGUACUUUUUGGCAGUGAUUUCCCGUACGCUCCGACACCAGCGAUCAGACUGAUGGAUAAGUUUCUGGACGAACGGGAGAGUCAUGAUGGAGAUUUCGUGCGAUCGGUAAACUUCCAGGCGGCGCUGGAGCUGUUCCCUCGGCUUGCUGGGCUUAGCAGGUUCAAUGGCACUGGAUCAAUAUAAGUUAAUAGAACCUCAAUGCAUUGCAUCAAUUUUUGACGGGGUUCUCA
Diaporthe batatas is the source of this 1094-nucleotide messenger RNA. RefSeq lists its product as uncharacterized. Gene Ontology annotation, molecular function: hydrolase activity; carboxy-lyase activity. Bases 46 to 1047 code for a protein of 333 amino acids. The transcript is spliced from 2 exons. Gene Ontology annotation, cellular component: cytosol; cytoplasm. Gene Ontology annotation, biological process: secondary metabolic process. NCBI's taxonomy places the organism in Eukaryota, Fungi, Ascomycota, Sordariomycetes, Diaporthales, Diaporthaceae. The record is from RefSeq and is a predicted model, not a curated record.